Messenger RNA from Syzygium oleosum, 1048 nucleotides. Its product is annotated as 3'-5' exonuclease-like. The record is from RefSeq and is a predicted model, not a curated record. The coding region runs from base 234 to 905 and encodes 223 amino acids. Gene Ontology annotation, molecular function: 3'-5' exonuclease activity; nucleic acid binding. The transcript has a single exon. Lineage: Eukaryota; Viridiplantae; Streptophyta; Magnoliopsida; Myrtales; Myrtaceae. Gene Ontology annotation, biological process: nucleobase-containing compound metabolic process. Gene Ontology annotation, cellular component: cytoplasm; nucleus.
UAAGAGAGAAAGUAGAUUGACUACUCGAUUGCAAUGGCGAUUAUGUUGGUCGUUGUAAAAGUUUAGAAAACGAUCUACUCGAACUUUCCUAAUUCAACACAGAUUAGACUGAAUGUUUCCUAAUUCAACUCUACUUAGACUAUGACUGAAGCUUAUAUGUAUCGACAUGAUCCCUCCAUGUUCAUUCGAUCGCUGCUUUACGUACUCUUGCUUUUACUCGAGAUUUGGGGAAUAUGUUUUCUGUUCGCACAAUCCUCUUCUACGAGGAUGAAAUCAAGACAUGGGUUACCGACGAGCCCGCUGUGGUUAGCCGCUGGAUUCGCGAGGUCGAGUGCUUCCACCGUCGCAAGCUCGGGAGGCUGAUCGUUGGCCUCGAUACCGAGUGGUGCCCGAGUUCCAAGUCCAAUAGCGACUUUGACCGGGUGGCGACCCUCCAGCUCUGCGUCGGCCACAAGUGUCUCAUCUUCCAGCUCCUUCACGCGAGGUAUAUUCCCGAGUCGCUCUUCGUGUUCCUCGCCAAUGCGAACUACACUUUCGUCGGAGUCGGCGUGGAUGAAGAUGCGAGGAAGCUCACCAAUGACUAUGGACUCGACGUGUCGUGCACCAUCGACAUCCGUGGACUGGCAGUGAGGAGGUUGCGGAACGACUUGUGGGGUUACAAGGGUCUCAAGAAGCUAUCCAAGGAGAUCCUCCAUAAAGAGCUCGAAAAGCCGAAGGAGAUUACAUUAAGCAGGUGGAACAACAAGGCGCUCACGGAUCGUCAAAUUGAGUACGGUUGCCUCGACGCCUUCGCUUCUUUCGAGCUCGGGAGAGUUUUGAGGGCAUCGUUGGUGAAUAGGGUCUUUGAUGGUUGGUGCGUUAGGAUCGACGAAAGCUUCUUGUUUCGGGAAGAUAUAUACCCUUGAUCUUCACGAAUUUCACUCAAAAAAGUUUAGGGAAACGUACCAACGAAAAGUUUGCAGCUUUUAUAAUUGUUUCUGACAUACUUUUUCAUCCAAUUGUUGUUUGACUAUGUUUCAUGAAAUGAUCAUAGUUUUCUUUCCACUUA